CAAAGUGAGCUGAACUCCUUCCUGUGGACUAUAAAGAGAGACCCGCCAUCUUACUUUUUUGGUACCAUUCACGUCCCUUAUACUCGAGUCUGGGAUUUUAUCCCUGAGAAUUCCAAGAAAGCCUUCCAGAACAGUCAUAUUGUCUACUUCGAGCUGGACCUCACAGAUCCCUACACAAUCUCUGCUUUGACCAGUUGCCAGCUCCUACCACAGGGCAAGAACCUUCAGGAUGUGCUCCCCAGGGACCUCUACCGCCGACUCAAGCGCCAUUUGGAGUAUGUCAAGCUGAUGAUACCUUCCUGGAUGACUCCAGAUCAACGAGGCAAAGGCUUAUAUGCAGACUACCUCUUCAAUGCUAUUGCAGGCAACUGGGAGAGGAAAAGGCCUGUUUGGGUCAUGCUAAUGAUGAAUUCUCUGACUGAGGUGGACAUCAAGUCACGGGGUGUACCUGUUUUAGAUCUCUAUCUGGCUCAGGAAGCAGAACGCCUCAAGAAGCAGACUGGUGCAGUCGAAAAAGUAGAGGAACAAUGCCAUCCAUUGAACGGUCUCAAUUUUUCUCAGGUGAUCUUUGCUUUGAAUCAGACUCUCUUGCAACAGGAGAAGCUCCGAGCAGGCAGUCUACAGAUUCCUCACAGUACAGAGGACCUUAUCAAGCAUUACAACUGUGGAGACCUCAACAAUGUCAUCUUCAAUCAUGAUACUUCCCAAGUGCCAAAUUUCAUCAAUGCAUCACUGCAACCUCAUGAGCGCAUCAUGGCUCAGGAGAUUGACAACUACUUCCGCCACGAGCUUAUCUACAAGCGGAAUGAGCGGAUGGGCAAACGAGUAAAAGGUUUACUGGAAGAGUAUCCAGAUAAAAGCUUCUUCUUUGCAUUUGGAGCUGGCCAUUUCAUGGGCAACAAUACAGUCAUAGAUGUUUUGAGGAGAGAAGGAUAUGAAGUAGACCAUACAUCUGCUGGGCAAGCAAUCAGUGGGAAAAAUCAACAGAAGUUCUUGUCUGCCCUCUCCUCAAUGUCCCCAGAAUAUGCCUCUUACAUUAUCUCCCAAGAGAUCCAACAACAGGAGGAAGAAGAGGAGGAUGACCUGUUGCCCCGCACAUUAUUGCCCCAAAGCAUGGACCUGCUGGAGAAAGCAGAGAGGAAAUACAAGAAGAAGAAGAAACAGCAGAAGAAACAGCGUUUACGUCAGUUCAAUGACCUUUGGGUACGCAUCGAGGAAAGCACCACCGAGCCACCUCUGCGGAUUCAUAUAAUUAAUGGUUACAUUUCUGUGGAACCUCAGCCACGAGGACACAAGCAUUCCCACCAUAUCCAGGCAGAAACAAGCUCUUCUAGCAGACCCUUUCUAUUCUUCUUCACUUUGACUAUUGUGUUGCUUAUAAUCUGUUGAAACUAGAAUGACUCUGCCAUAUUCAGCUAUGUGCCUUUUAAAAAAUGGGGAAUUGGGGGUAGAGAUAAAGGAAAUCAUAUAUUUUUUUCUGAACAGGAAAUCGUCUGUGUGGAUUUUAUUCUUUUAAAACAUCCUUUUCCUGAAUCUGGACCAUUAACUUGAUUAACUGUUUUGACCAUACCCAAUGCAGGAAAAGAUAUUUUUUUAAAUGAAAGUCAUUAUUUAUUCUUCCCUUGCAGAAGAAUUAUUUCAUGUUAUCCCAGAAUUAUUUGGGAAAUGUAUAUGUAACAUAGCUGUUAUUUAGCUGUAUGGAUUUGACUUGAAUAAAAUUUAUCGGGGGGUUGGUUGGUUUCCAUGUUGUUUCUAGUUUUGUGGUAAAGAAAAUAUUCAGCACUUUAAAGUAAUAGGAAGAGAUUUUUAAAAAUGCCAG
This is a messenger RNA of Thamnophis sirtalis, 1819 nucleotides long. Lineage: Eukaryota; Metazoa; Chordata; Lepidosauria; Squamata; Natricidae. The record is from RefSeq and is a predicted model, not a curated record.